AUAAAAGACAGAUACACACAUGUAGUUUAUUGCAUAGAGGUUAGAUUCUUUGAGAAAAACUUGUAUCUCUCUUUGCAGGAGGUUCAACCACCACCAACUUUUUUUCGCUUGCUGAUUUUAAUGAAUUCAUUUUAUCUGCAACCUAUGUUUCGUGUCAGAGAAACCCCCUUAUUCUUCACCCUGUCCCUCUCUCUCUCUCUCUCUAACAAUUGCAUUUGUGGCCUAUAAUUCAGUACCCCUUUCGCUCUUCUGCUUUCCUUUUAUGCUCCUCGCAUUCUUGCACGCAAAUACCCCAGAAACGAGCUUCUCUAAUCAUGGCAUUUUUCUCACUUUGAUUUCUCCAAAUUCUCGAUUUUUUCUUUAUUUUCCGAGGAAGAUGAUAAUGGCGGUGAAAUCUACCGCGAGAAUGGGAGGGAGAUUGUUGAAUGAAAUCUUGAGUUUCUUAGUGUUCAGUGUGUUGGACGUGGUGGAUAUGAUUCUGUGCUACGUUUACAAAGUGGCGGAUUUCUUCAUCGAGGCGGAAUGGAAGGCGUGCUACUGCUCCUCCUCCUCCUCCUCCUCGGCCGUGGCCGGCGGUGGCAAGAUCGUGGUGUCGGAGGCGGGGGAGUCCAAGAUCGUGCGGCUGACCUGCAGCAAGCUGCACCUCGAGGAGAUCUCCGACACGCUCUACACGCGCCCCUCCCUCGUGUCGGCCGUCUCAAAGUCCACCGUCAUCCGCCCUUCCCGGAGACCGGCCGUCCGGUCGUCGUUCACGGUGAACUCGACCGUUAUCAACAUGCUGCAGGGUAGGAUUGGGCGGCUGCAGACGCUUCCCAUUCCGAGGUGGUCGGAUUGUAACUGCAAAACUUGCACCUCAUGGACUGCUGCUUCAUGCAGGGACACUCUCUUUGUCAAAGUUGACGGAGCUCCAGGAGGAAAUGCGCGGGAAGAUGUUGUGUUCAUUCAUGGGUUUAUAUCGUCGUCUGCGUUUUGGACAGAGACGCUUUACCCAAAUUUCUCCAAGUCUGCAAAAUCAAAGUACAGAUUAUUUGCCGUGGAUCUGCUGGGUUUCGGGCGGAGUCCGAAGCCCACGGAUUCGCUCUACACAUUGAAAGAGCAUUUGGACAUGAUCCAACGAUCCGUUCUUGAGCCUUACAACGUCAAAUCCUUCCACAUUGUGGCGCAUUCGCUGGGAUGCAUUCUCGCUCUCGCUCUCGCAGUCAAGCACCCUUCCGCCGUCAAGUCCCUCACGCUGCUCGCACCCCCGUAUUUUCCAACGCCGAAAGGGGAGGCGGCGACGCAGUACAUGAUGAGGAGGGUGGCGCCGCGGCGGGUGUGGCCGGUGAUCGCCUUCGGGGCGUCGAUGGCGUGCUGGUACGAGCACAUUAGCCGGACUAUCUGCCUAGUCAUAUGCAAGAACCACCGCGUUUGGGAAUUUCUCACCAAACUCCUCACCAGAAAUAGGAUGAGGACAUACUUGAUGGAGGGUUUCUUCCUGCACACACACAACGCGGCGUGGCAUACGUUACACAACGUUAUAUGUGGCACGGCCGGCAAGAUCGAAACCUACUUGGACGAGGUGAAGAAUCGACUCAAAUGCGACAUCACCAUAUUUCAUGGCAGAAACGACGAACUCAUCCCCCUCGAAUGCAGCUACAAUCUUCAGUCCAGAAUCCCUCGAGCCCACGUUAAGGUUAUCGAAAAUGAAGAUCACAUCACCAUCGUUGUCGGAAGGCAGGAGGCCUUUGCCAGGGAGCUCGAGGCUAUUUGGAGGAAUGCAAGCCCUUGAUUAAACUUAUAUAUACUAUACUAUACUAUACUAUAUAUACACUACAAAAAAAAAUAAAAAAAAUGAGAAAUGUGAUUACCUAAAAAUCAUCACUAUCAACAAAGCUUUGGUUUCAUCAAGAUUAAUUAGGACUAAAGCAUAUAUUGAAUAUCUGUCCAAGUUUUCUACUAUUCCUAAUUUCUUCUUGUACGGUCCAGGUUCUAUAAUUAAAUCACCGAAUUGAAUUAUAUAUUGUUUAGGUGUGCAUUUAAUUAGAUGUUAUUCUAUCAUAGAAGUGGUGUAAGAAUUUGUUGUGAGGAGACGGUGGAGAAUUAAUCGAAGCCAAUUCGACGUAAGCCAUAUAUAUUUGUUUUAA
Molecule: messenger RNA, 2123 nt
Organism: Salvia miltiorrhiza (redroot sage)
Lineage: Eukaryota; Viridiplantae; Streptophyta; Magnoliopsida; Lamiales; Lamiaceae
Product: probable lysophospholipase BODYGUARD 1
Source: RefSeq, a predicted model, not a curated record